CAUUUUCUGUGGGAGUUGAGCCUGACGGAAGAAACGUUCCGAUUUUGAGCGGUGUUUUAGAGAGAGAGAGAUGGACGGGAGAGGAGGUUGCUGUAUAGCGAGAUAUUCCGGUGGAGAAGUGUACGGUUGUGAUAUGUCCAAGGUGGAUCGGAUAAUGCUCCGGUUCCGUCCCAUCGCCCCGAAACCAGUCGCCGCCGGGGACGGCUCCGGUACCGGAGCGAGGACCGAAAAGAACGAAGGCCAAUCCAGAGGCGGAAGAGGAAAGAGAAGGUACGCCAGAGAUGGUGGUAACAAGCGGUGCAACAACGGCAAUAAUAAGAAGAGAAGGGCUUCUCCUGAUCAUCAUGAUCAGAAACGAUCAGGUGCGUUGGUUUCUGAUCAUCAGGACGAUCAGACGGUGGUGACGCUUCUUCCUCUCUUGCCGGAGACGCCGGAGCCGAAGGAGCAGAGGAGUGAUCCGGUAUCGCCACCGCCGACGUGGCUGAGCUUUGAUCAGCAGAGAUAUUCAUUUCCCCGCGGACGGUCGCCAGAUCCGACGGUGGUGAUGAUACCGCCGCGGCCGGCGAAGGUGGUGGGGUCGAGCGUGACGGUGGAAUGCGUGACGGACACGUGGGCUGACGGGAACGCCCUGGGGCGUACGGACGAGGAGAGGAGGAUGAAUCUGGGGAGGGACACCUGUCCGGGGUUCACGUCGGACGGUUUCGGGAGGGUGACGUGGACGAACGGGGCGUACAGGGCGUUGGUGGGCCAGCAGGGUGGACCCUGGGAGAGUAGUAGUAGUUGUACAACUACUAGUACUGAUCAGAACAUCAAUAAUAUCAUAGUUUGGUUGGUGAUGAAGGAGAGACUACCAGCGGCGGUGACGCUAACGUACCCGGCGUUCACGUGCAGGGUGAGACUGCAGUGCUACGUGGAUGGGAUGGAGGUGACGAAGAGCUCGCUAACGGUCCCCUGUGACGUCUGGAGAAUGGACGCCGGUGGCUUUGCAUGGCGAUUGGACGUCAACGCCGCUCUGUGCCUCGGCCGGUAACGUUAGUGUUGUCACCUCCACAGUUAUACCAUGCUCUGGUCUCAUCUCUCGUUAAAUUUGUUACAUACAUAUGAUGAUGAUAAUAAUAAUAAUAAUAUUAUUAUUAUAUGUU
Morus notabilis is the source of this 1142-nucleotide messenger RNA. RefSeq lists its product as uncharacterized. The transcript has a single exon. NCBI's taxonomy places the organism in Eukaryota, Viridiplantae, Streptophyta, Magnoliopsida, Rosales, Moraceae. The record is from RefSeq and is a predicted model, not a curated record. The coding region runs from base 71 to 1030 and encodes 319 amino acids.